Vigna unguiculata (cowpea) is the source of this 3328-nucleotide messenger RNA. RefSeq lists its product as uncharacterized. Gene Ontology annotation, molecular function: chromatin binding. Lineage: Eukaryota; Viridiplantae; Streptophyta; Magnoliopsida; Fabales; Fabaceae. The record is from RefSeq and is a predicted model, not a curated record.
UGUAUUCCGCGUGGGCGUGUCUCUCUCUCUCUCUCUAGGGAUCGCUCUGGUCAGCAAUUGAACUCAACUCGUUCUCUUUCUCUCAACAUAACUCACUACUAUUAACCCCAUCCCACCCAAUACACUUCAAUACCUAAUUACUCGCACGCGCAACGCAAACCCAAACCCAAACCCAAACCUCGCCUUCAUCUCUCUCAACACACUUACCCGCCAAAAUUUUAAUUAGCCUUAGCCCCCUCCAAUUCAAACCUCUCUUCUCUUUUCUCUUCUAUUCCCUCUCUCUCUCCUCUCCUCUCUCCCCUCUCUCUCUAGGGUUUCCCUCCCAUGGAGACGGAGGAGGAGCUCGUGCCCGAUCCCAAACCGGAGGACCAGACCGUGCCGCUUCAGAACGGGGACUCUGACCAGCGCUGCGCCAAGAAGCCCAAGGUUGACGCCGACGCCGAAUUGAAGAGAGUGGCCGAGAUUGUUCUCGUUCUCUCUACCAUGGCCACGGUGCGUGCGGGGAGGAAGCCUUCAGACGCUGAGGUCGAGCUCAUGAGAGAGGCGCGCGCUAAGCUCGCCGGCCUCUGCCAGGGUUUGGCUCCCAAGGAUAUUGUGGCCAGGGAAGCAAUUGGCACCGUCAUCGAGGAUCUCGGAUUGCACUCCAAGCUUAAGGACCAGAGGCUAGGGUUUCGAACUCCCAAGAUGUCUAUUGCCGAGAGGUAUUCCCAUGCUAAGUGGAAGAUGGAGGAAGCAAAGAAGUUUUCUGCACCUUCUACAACACAUACAUCUCAACCCUUACAAUCAAACAUUGGUGGACCUGUUGACAAUCGUGUGCCAUCACAUGUUGUUCGAAUUUUCCCUUCUGAUAAACCAAGCCAGCCAGCAAUCCCUUCUAUGGGUGCCGUAGUGUCUAUUCCUCCCCAUGUUUCUGCAGGAUCUUCUGCAGUAUUGCAAUACCAGUCAACUGGCAAUGAAGUAAGACCACCUGUGGUUUCUGGUGUGAUGCCUAGCGGUCACUUGGGGAGAAAUUCGUCUUCCUUAGUAUUGCCUAAAGUUGAACAUCCACAGUUCAAAGUUGAUGGAGGAUCAAAUGGGUCUUCUUAUAUGCUACAAGUCCAAGCAAAUUCAUCAGCAAACCAACCUUUGGUGAAUGCUCCUGCAUGGUCUAUACCGACUCAAGCUGCUUCAGUAGCAAGAACUGUAUCAGAAAACAAGGUGCCUGCGACUACCUCUGUGAAGGUUGAAGGAACAUCUGACAUAACCGUAUCAAGGGCAGGGCCUCAAAUAACAACAGACCCGAGCUUUAGACCAUUUAUCACUCCAACCGCUUCUGUAAAUUUGUCUACUGUGCACCAGCCUUUGCAAGCCACGAACAUUGUUCAGCCUCCUUUGAUUCCCAGUCACACUGAUAUUGCAAAGGUUGUCCAGAAAGUGUUACAACCAAAGGUUCCCAGCCAUCCCACUUGGAUUCCUCCAUCAAGGGAUUAUAUGAAUAAGGCUUUGACAUGUCAGAUGUGUGAGCUCAGUGUUCAGGAGGUUGAUACUGUACUUCUCUGUGAUGCUUGUGAAAAGGGAUUUCACUUGAAGUGUCUGCAGCCCUCGGUCUUGAGAGGAAUUCAUAACAGAGUUGAUUGGCAUUGUAUGAGGUGCUUGAGUAUAAGUGGUGGAAAGCCUUUGCCUCCAAAGUAUGGUCGUGUCAUGAGAUCGUCAAGCACACCGCCAAAAUUGCCCUCUAAUAUCGGUGGUAUUCAAGCUUGCUCUGAGAAUAAAGCAGAGAACAUAGAACCAAAGGUCUUGCAGAUGGUAACAAAUGGGAGCACUGUUCCAACUGUUGCCAGUGGCAAUCACAAUGUUGAGGUGCCAUGUUACUCAAAGUUCCCUGAUACCAAAGGUAUACAAGGGAUUGGCAUUUCAUCCAGUAUUGAAGCUAUCGAUAAGAAGCCUGAUCCAAACAACUCUAUGAAAUCUCUUGGCGCAGCUUCUAGUCCUUCUAUUGGCUUGCUAGGUGAAUGCUCUACUAAACAAAUAAAUUCUAAGGUUUUGACCAGUAAAGAGACUUCAGAACGUGAGUCUCUUCCUAAAUUAUCUGAGCCGGCUAAAUGUGAAAGUAUGCAAUCAUCUCAAAAUUUUCAAGUGGAACAGACAAUGUCAAAAGACAAUGCUGAAGUAUCACCAGAUAAACACAUUGAUAGUAAAAUUAUGAAUAAUAAUCAAAAGGACUCUCUUAAAGGGGAAAAUUUAACUUACGAUAUUAAGCGUGAUGACCAAGAUGCUGCACUUGCAAACAUUGUUGGAAUUUCUGGAACUAAUACUGAAGGUAGACAGGACUCAACAUUAUCUUCAGAUGGUUCACAUGCUAUAGAAUGGAUUGGUGAUGUAGUACAGCUCGUAGAUGAAAAGAUUUUUUACCAAUCUUGUUGUGUUGAUGGAGUAACGUAUAGGCUACAGGGUCAUGCUCUUUUUCCUACCAGUAAUGGGAAACUAGCUCCUUCUAAACUCCAGUCUAUGUGGGAAGAUUGCAAAACUGGGUUAAAGUGGGUAAAGGUAACAAAGUGCUACUUUCCUGAUGAUUUGCCAGGGAAUAUUGGUCAUCCGUGUAUAUCUGAAGUCAAUGAGGUUUAUGAAUCUAAUAGUGAUAGAACUGAAAUGGCUAGCUCUAUUCAAGGUCCAUGUGAAGUACUUCCGUCUGAUAAAUUUAAACAAGAAAAUGACAGGCGAUGUCAGUUAGGAAUUGAGGAAAGUACUAGAAUACAGCCCAUUUUCCUUUGCAGGUGGUUUUAUGAUGAAUUCAAAAAAUUAUUUCAACCUGUAAUCAGUUGAUAAUGUCAUGAACGUAUAUGUUCCAUGAUUCGUACACUGCAAUUUUGUGUCCCUUGAUUCUCUCCGUCCCAGUUCCCGUGAUGAUCUUUGACGAUGUGCUUUUGAUUGGAUGCAGGCAGGUAUUUUGGGGGUUAGGAAACGGGGUUUUUCUUGUACUGCUGGGUAAUUGAGCAUGCAUUAAAAUUGUUGAGACACAUUAUAAGGCGCAUUGCAGCAACUUGCCUCGUGGUACUAGAAUGUUCUACCAUUUCUGCAUGAAUUGCAUUUGAUGUAAAAUAUGUAGCUGAAGGAAGCUGUGUGGACUGCUUAGUUUUUCUUAGCUUUGGCUUUGGUAGUUCUUUUCCCGAUAGAUAUUCAUUCUGUAUAAUUCUUUUUCGGGCAUUAGGCUCUUUAGGCCCAAUAAUCACAUUAUCAUCUUUGAAUUAGAUCAGUGUAGUUUCCUUAGCAUGCUGAAUUGUAAGAUACUUCAUCUGUACAAAAGCCAUUUCUUCUAAAAUGCAUAACCAUUGGAUAUCACAUUCCUUCA